CGGCUCGCGAGUGGGGAGGCCGCGCAGGCCGCGCCGGUACGGUAUUGCUAACUCUUCGCUUGUUCUGUCUGGUGGUCUGUUCUGUAUGUCCAUACCAUCAGCCACGCCUCGCUCUGGAGAAUUGUGUUCAGUGCUGUAAUAAUUGAAAUUAUAACAAAUACCGGUGAGUGUAUUAGAAAAUGCUUAUGAUGCACUGAUCUCAGGAAUUGAUCUUUACUAUUAGUUAUUCUUAUUGGCCUUAAUUGGAUUAACCUGUGGCUGUGCCUUUGCUGGAGACAGAGUUGGACUGUGUCUGUGCCUGGCCAAGUUGAUCGAGGCUGAGCUAGCAAGCUACGCCAUACUUCUGUGCUGUGACUGUCGCUCGAUUGAUUGGACCAUGGCAUUGGCAUUGGCCGAAUCCGCAAGCAAGACUUCAUAAUUCAAUCACUUCAGUCUAGAGGAAGGAAGUUCAGAAUCAUUGCAAUACUGGAUCACAUGCAUGUCAGCCAAACUUAGUCAAUGUUAGGCAUCUGCUAUGUCUAACAAAAUUUAUUUACACUAUUGUCAGUAACGUACUUGCAUUGCAGGUUACAAGGACAGGUACCUGCCACUGAACUUGAAGUUGAAGUUGGAGCCAUUCAUUGGUUGUUUGAUUUUAGCCAGCAUUGCCAUUGAUAUUUUCCAAUGAAUGUCCUUGAUAAUUUUAGAAUGCUGUAAAAUUGUUAGUUAGGUCCAUUUCAUUCAUGUGACAUGAUUUGAUUUGGUCGCCCAAAGCCUAGAAGUAUAAUUUUAGGGAAGGAGAAUUCUUGAUCAAUCGUAGUUUCGUGCUGGACACAGGAAUCGGGGAAAUUAAAUUGGUUACAUUAAUGACCUCUGCACUUAGAGUCACACUAUUGCCAUGGUUGUAACAAGAUUUCCAGAACAAGAUUCCAAUCCAAAUUUCAACAACUUUUACUCGAGUAAGAGAGCAAAAUUGACAAGACGAGAAGCAGACUGGUAGAUCUACAUGUAGUUAGCUGUCUUCAGUAAUGGGAGGUUGUCAUGAUUUGAUUGAACUUUUAACAUGGGGUCAAAUUAGGGUUAGUUAACCCUUUUUGAGGCUAAUUGUGUAUCCAAGUCUAAUCAUUUCAAAAUUUUCAUUUAUCUUGUAAUAUAUUUUGUCACAGAUCAGCUGGUUUAACUUGGGCAAUUUUAUCUUAAACACAUAAUAUUUCUGAUGUUGAUCUUUUCUAUUCCCAUUCAUUUUAUUCUUAAAUUGACAUUCGUUGAUAUUUUAACAAUUUGGACUGCUUUCUCCAUUACUUGGACUACCUGCAGAUAUUUGAAUUAGCCAGAAGUGGCUACCGGCCAGCUUCCAGUAGUUGAUCUGAAAGACGAGCAGCACAGCAGAAAUAUCUGGAAUCCCAAAUUCGCAAACAUUUCACUUCAUGGAACUUGACAAAGUUACAUAGUGAAGGUACAAAUGUACAGUCUCGAACAGGGCAGUCACCCUUUAUUUCUAGACUGACCUUCCCUUUUCAGUCAAACUUCAGCUUUUUGAGCCACUGGCCAAAAACUUGCAUGUAAAAAGCAAACAGAACAAUGGAUGCUACAUACUAUGAUUUCAGCAGUAUGGAUCUGGAUGUGUUUUAUCAUGAAAAUAAUCCAGCAAUAUCGGGAUACCCGCCUUCUCCAGAAGACAGUCCCCUCUUCGAGUCUCCUGACACUCAUUUCUUUGAUGAAGAUGAAGCAGCAGUGAUGGGGCUGAAGUUAAGUUAUCACUCGUGCGGGAGCCCAGCAUCAGCUAACUCAUCCACAUCUGAUGAUCUGCCUGUGACCCCUCUCUCCUGUGGUGCAGAGGCAGAGUCUUAUUGCCAGAUGGAGAAAGAGCUGGAAACUGGGCAGACAGUAUUCAACACCAGCAACAUAUGUUUAGAGCUGCUUCAUCAACUUGAGCAGAGUGAAAGCAGAGGAAUGCUGGAAAGACAAACGUCCGUGCAGAGAAAGCAGACCAGCACUAGUGGUGCAGCAGUGAAUCCAGCAGAUGUUAUCCAAAACAGCAAGAAAGAUGAGUCAUCUCGAAGGCCAGCAGAUGAAGAGCAGAGUCCUACCUGCCAGAAAGGCGCUAUCAAUGCACCGUCACUCCCUGUGAAAUCCAUAUCACAACCAAGGGCUGCUGUUAUGGAAGCUGCUGCAAGUACUUCAUCGACAGUCAGGCAGGAUACAAACAAUUUCUCAGUAGCUAAAAUUAAUGUUACUAAAGUUGGUGUCAAAAGAAAAGCUGCCCAGGGCAAGGUGGAAGCAAAAAGGGCCAAGAAAGGUUGUGAGGAUUCCAUUCCUAUUAGUCGAAAUGAGAAAAAUGCAAUUGCUGCAAGAGAAAAUAGACUAAAAAAGAAAGUGGAGUUUGAGGAACUAAAGAGGAACGGAACUUUAUUGCAGGAGGAAAAUGAAUCUCUCCGUAAGGAAAAUUCAGAUUAUGUAAAGAAAAUCAAAGUGUUAGAACAAGAAGUGGAGUACUAUAAGAGUGUGCUUUUUAAUGAAAGUGCUCUAGCUACAAUCCUCCACAAAAUAAAUCCCCAGUCAAAGUUGAAGCUGAGCUCAUCAGUUGGUGUGUCUGAUCAAGAAGAAAUGGACGAGGUUAAGAAGAUCAUGAGUGGUGGUGUAUGUUUACAUGUUAAUGGUACUGAUACAUCCCUCGAAUGGUGUUCAAAAUGUUCCAUGAAUGCCCAAAAAUCUUUUCAGUCUUAAAAUUAAGAUGUGAUAAUGAACCAGGGUGAUGGUGUACAUUUGUAAUAUCUGAAAAGAAGGUUACAGACAGUUAACAUCAAUUGUUUUGUGAACUUGUACAUAUGGUGAAAAUCGUGCAUUAAAAGUUGUAAAAAGAACAAGUACAAGAUUGAUGAAGUCAUGAGUGUAUGAUGAAGUUUAAAGCUCAUCAAAAUGGAAAUGAAUUGAUGAUGUAUGCUCUCAAGGAAUGCCUUGCCCCACAUACAACAUUCUAUUGUACAGUGUAAAUCAGAUAUUACUUCAUGUACUACUGAAGAUGACUCAAAUGAGUAAACGGUGAACUGACAACUCUACAUGUCUGCCUUGUCAUGUGCUAAACACGUUUCAAUUUUCUGAGAAUGAAUCAUUUGGCAUACAGUGUUAAGUGGAGCAGAAGGUCUACCUGCCUACAUCAUCAUUCAUAAUGCAUGCACUCAAGAUUGUUUUAGAAAAGCUGAUUGAGAGCAGCAGUAUGGUGCGGACAAGUUUCAUUUAAUUGCUAGGAAAAAGCUCAUGCUGUGUAUUCAAACUGCAUCCAAGAUUUCACCCAAGAUUUGUCUGUUUCAUCAUGUUUAAAUCUACUUUUGACAAAGAAAUUUGCUUCUAAAAAUCAUGAUUCCAAAAGUUUACAUUUAUCAAGCAUAAAUUUAUCAAAUAUUACUUUUACUCAUUUAUUUCUGGUUGAGUAAGUAAAUUUUGGAGGAUUAUGACUGUGUUGCUAAGAUAAAUUUUAGCAAAAUAUUUUGGACUUUUUUUUUUCAAGAAUGACUUAAUUGUAAAUUUUCCUUGAUUUUAGGAGCAGGUUUCUCUUUCAAACUGUAUGCACAAAAUGCAUGGCAUAAAAUAGAUCACAAACUCCAUCAUGAUACAUGUGGGUCAUGGUGAUGCACUACAUUUAAAAUGUCUCCCAGUUCACAUUUGAGGAAAAUAACACAUUGAAUGGGGAUGGGUAAUGAUUUUCUACCAAAGUGCAUGAACAUUCAAAAUAUUUUCUGCCAUGCAUUCAAUAUCAUUAAACUAAUGACAUGACAAUCUGGAAAGUUUGUUUCAUUUUUAUAGUCCAAUUAUUGACAUUUACAAAUCAAACUUCUUACAUCUACCUCCACCCAAAACCAAGAAGUACAUGUUGUCAUUUUGACAUUGUCAAUUUUACCAUAAACCUUGAAUACAUGAUUAGAAAAAGGGAAUAUUAUAAAUUGAUGAUUGUCAUGUCAUUACAAAACUCUUGUAACACAAUGGUUCAGAGCUGUUCUAAAAGAAAAAAAUAUGAAUGUAUUCGUAUGAUACUGAAUCGCCAGUACUAAAAUUAGAUUUAACCCACAGUAUACGCAAUUUGAUUGAUGGGAUUAUUUUUGUUAAAGAGCAGCUGUGAAGUUUUGUGAAUGAUUAAUAAUAUGUAAACUUUCCUUUCCAGUGUUCAGAAAAUUUCUGACGUGAAGAGAAAUGUACAAGAAGAAAAAGCACAAAAUAUGUGUUAAAAAAAGAGAAAAUUGUAAAAAAAAAAAAAACACAAAGAAAAUGUAAAGAUGAAAAAAUUAGUAUAUUUCAGAUCAAAUCUGUAUAUGAAAGACAAACUUAUUUUUAAUCUAAUAAACCCAAAAAGUU
Molecule: messenger RNA, 4329 nt
Organism: Lytechinus variegatus (green sea urchin)
Lineage: Eukaryota; Metazoa; Echinodermata; Echinoidea; Temnopleuroida; Toxopneustidae
Exons: 3
Coding region: 1561-2706 (381 amino acids)
Biological process (GO): regulation of DNA-templated transcription
Molecular function (GO): DNA-binding transcription factor activity
Source: RefSeq, a predicted model, not a curated record